This is a messenger RNA of Taeniopygia guttata (zebra finch), 3427 nucleotides long. The record is from RefSeq and is a predicted model, not a curated record. NCBI's taxonomy places the organism in Eukaryota, Metazoa, Chordata, Aves, Passeriformes, Estrildidae.
UCCGGGCCCCACCGGGGACCCCCGGACCCGCCGGGCCGGGCGGGGGCAGGGCCGGGCCGGGGGCCCCGACACGCUCCGGGCCCCGGGAAGGGCCGGGCCGGGGGCUCCGGGCCGCCGCAGGUUCCCGGACGGCGGAGCCGGGAGCGCCUCAGGUGGAAGAUGGGAGUGUUCCCCUCAUGUUUUAGGUGAAACUUGCUUGCCAUGAAAUCCCGAGGGAGAUAGAGGGACUGCAGUGGGAAUUCCUUCUCACUCCUCCACGACAAAUCCAACAACUGCCUAAUGGGAUGUCCUCUCUGCCUGGCGUCAUGGGGAGCUGCUGCAGCUGUCUGUGCACAGACAGCAUCCCAGACAACCACCCCACCAAAUUCAAGGUGACCAACGUGGACGACGAGGGGCAGGAGCUGGGCUCGGGGGUGCUGGAGCUGGCGCCGGGGGAGCUGGUGCUGCACUCGCACAAGCGCGACGCCGUGCGGUGGCCCUACCUGUGCCUGCGGCGCUACGGCUUCGACGCCAACCUCUUCUCCUUCGAGAGCGGCCGCCGCUGCCGCACCGGCCAGGGGAUUUUUGCCUUCAAGUGCUCCCGAGCAGAGGAGAUCUUCAACCUGCUGCAGGAGCUGAUGCAGUGCAACAGCAUCAACGUGGUGGAGGAGCCCAUGGUGAUCACCAGGAGCGGCCACCCCUCGGAGCGGGAGCUGCCCCGCGGCCCCCAGGGCCCCACCAGUCUGGGCUACACUGGACUUCCCAAUGGAUUUCACAGCUUCCCUGGAGAAUCCCUGUCCUACUCUGCAGGGCAGCACCCCUCAGUGAGCAGCCUGAGACAUUCCUCUGUGGGGGAAGACUCUACCCACCCCCUCCUGGGGCCUGAGGAGCAGUCCCACACCUACGUCAACACCGGGGAGCCGGAGCCGAGGGGCCGGCACUGUAUGCACUCCUUGCCUGAAGCCCACCCUCCUUUCCCCCCUAGGAACCACAGCUGCUCCCUGGAAGACCGCAACCCCCAGGUCUUCCUGCAGCCAGGGGAGGUGAAAUUCGUGCUGGCUCCCAGCUCCGGCUCCCGCCGGCUGUGCCGGCAAUGCCGGCCGCACCUCUGCCCUCCCAACAACAACAACAACGAGUGCCAGGAGGGCUGCCCGUCCCCACAGUGCGUCUAUGAGAACCUCAAUGGCCUGGUGGCCCCCAGCACCUCAUCCCUAGGCCGGCCUGGCCUCUCCAAAGCAUCCCGGGAGGACGGGAGCUGCUCCCAGCGCCGCUCGGCGCUGCUGCACUACGAGAACCUGCCGGCGCUGCCGCCGCUGUGGGAGCAGCAGCCAGCCCGGUAUGGGGAUGAGGACACUGGCAUGGCACCCACGCCGUCCCCAAAUGGCUUCUCCGAGGCGGGCGAGGAGGAGCCCCUGCAGAGCUCCGCGGCCUCGCAGCCGCGCCGCGCUCUCCUGCCCAGGCCCCGGCGCGGCCGCCUGCCCAACGUCUUCAGCUUCGACUUCCCCCGGCCCUGCCCGGAGCCUCCUCGGCAGCUCAACUACAUCCAGGUGGAGCUGGAGCCCGAGCCCUGCCAGGGACAGCAGGAGCCACGGGCGGCAGCGCCCGCCAGCCCCGGCGCCCGCCGCACCGACUCGUACGCCGUCAUCGACCUCAAGAAGACGGCGGCCAUGUCCAGCCUGCAGCGGGCCCUGCCCAGGGACGACGGCACCUCGAGGAAAACGCGGCACAACAGCACCGACCUGCCCCUGUGAGGGCCCCAAGUGCCAGCCCCGUGGCGUGGCUUCGGUCCCUGCCCCUCGCUGUGUCCUGCCCCGUGGGGCUCCCACUCGCCAUCACCUUCGUGGCUCCUGCAGCUGCUGCUGUCGAGGCUCGUCUGUCCGUCUGUCCGUCCUCCCCUCUCCGUGUUGCUCGUUUUCCGAGCCUUGUGGGAUGUUUGGUGACUCUUGAGGGUUGGAUUCCGGGUUGGAGGUGGCACAGCCUGGGGUGGGGCAGGGCAGAGCUCUGUGCAGAUGGAGCCCGUUCCCUGUGGGUUUCUCAUCUCCACUGUGGUGAGGCAGAGUCUGCUCUGCUCCCAAAACUGGAGCUCUGUGCAGAUAGAGCCCAUUCCCCAUGGGUUUCCCAUCUCCAGGGGAGCUCUGUGGUGAGGCAGAGUGUGUUCUCCUCCCAAAACUGGAGCUCUGUGCAGAUGGAGCCCGUUCCCCGUGGGUUUCCCAUCUCCACUGUGGUGAGGCAGAGUCUGUUCUGCUCCCAAAACUGGAGCUUUGUGCAGAUGGAGCCCGUUCCCUGUGGAUUUCCCAUCUCCAGGAGAGCUCUGUGGUGGGGCAGAGUCUGUUCUGCUCCCAAAACUGGAGCUCUGUGCAGAUGGAGCCCAUUCCCUGUGGGUUUCCCAUCUCCACUGUGAUGAGGCAGAGUGCUCCCAAAAUUGGAGCUCUGUGCAGAUGGAGACCAUUCCCGUGGAUUUCCCAUCUCCAGGAGAGCUCUGUGGUGAGGCAGAUUCCUCCCAAAAUUUGAGCUCUGUGCAGAUGGAGCCUGUUCCCCGUGGGUUUCCCAUCUCCAGGAGAGCUCUGUGGUGAGGCAGAGUCCUCCCAAAAUUGGAGUUCUGUGCGGAUGGAGCCCGUUCCCUGUGGGUUUCCCAUCUCCACUGUGGUGAGGCAGAGUCUGUUCUGCUCCCAAAACUGGAGCUCUGUGCAGAUGGAACCCAUUCCUCGUGGAUUUCCCAUCUCCAGGAGAGCUCUGUGGUGAGGCAGAGUGCUCCCAAAAUUGGAGCUCUGUGCAGAUGGAGCCCGUUCCCUGUGGGUUUCCCAUCUCCACUGUGGUGAGGCCACUCCAGAGCUGGGGUUUGCCUUUGUGGUUCCAGUGGUGCCUGGACAUGAGGGAGCUCACGCCGUGGCCUUUCCCCCCUCAGCUCGCUGUUUGUUCCUGAAGCUUUUUAUCCUUCUGUCCCUGUCUCAGAUCCCAUUUCAAUUGGGCAGCUGCAAUGAAAGGAGGAGGACACAGAGCCAUGGGCACACACUGUGAUCACAGAAACCUGAUUGCCUAAAUCCUUAAAUUCCCUCCCCUGCUUUAGCAGAGGAGGGAAAGGCCACAACCAUGAGGGAGAUUGGAAGUUUGGUCUAGAAAACUUCACUUGUGCCAUACCCUGCUUUGUUUUUUUUUUUAAUGAGGGUUCUAUGAGAAGUGCUGUGGGUUUAUUUAUUUGUUUACUUAUUUAUUUAUGAGCUGCUCCUUUGCAUCCCAGUUGGUUGCCAAACUGGUGCCGGUCGCUCCUGCUGAGGGGACAGGCCCCAAAAGAGCUCAGUGGCUUUGCUGAGCCACCAACUGGGGGAAAAACACUGUGGGGAAGAGCAGCUGGGAAUGGAAAUGGAUGAACUGGGGGCUGACUGUCACGGGGUGGGUGGGAAAUGGAAUGGGAGAUGUGGGAGUGGGAGCGGAGCUGCCGGGCAGCCCA